Perca fluviatilis (European perch) is the source of this 1014-nucleotide messenger RNA. RefSeq names its product N-acetyltransferase 9 (GCN5-related, putative) (gene nat9). The coding region runs from base 140 to 772 and encodes 210 amino acids. Gene Ontology annotation, biological process: protein acetylation. Gene Ontology annotation, molecular function: N-acetyltransferase activity. The record is from RefSeq and is a predicted model, not a curated record. NCBI's taxonomy places the organism in Eukaryota, Metazoa, Chordata, Actinopteri, Perciformes, Percidae. The transcript has 6 exons.
UACAUCACUGAGCGCAGCCGCAGUUUGAACCACCGAGAGACAAAGCGGAAGUGGAGUUGAACUCGAAAUGGACGUGAAGCUGAUUUAACAUUAUUAUUAUUAUUAGCCAUAUCGGUGGUUUGUGUCUGGUUUUAACACCAUGAAGAUAAAUGAGAACACUUUACUGGAGGGACACAACGCCGUGUUGGUUCCUUACAAUGCAGAGCACGUGCCCAGGUAUCAUGAGUGGAUGAAGUCUCCUGACCUGCAGCAGCUGACUGCUUCAGAGCCACUGACCCUGGAACAGGAGUACGACAUGCAGAAGAGCUGGAGGGAAGAUGAUGACAAGUGCACGUUCAUCAUCUUGGACAAGCAGCGGUGGGCGGACACCAGUGUAGAAGAGGAGCAAUGUAUGGUGGGAGAUGUCAACAUCUUCCUGACUGACCCCACAGACCCAUCCCUGGCUGAGUUGGAGGUCAUGAUAGCAGAGCCCAGUCACAGAGGCAAGGGCAUCGGGAAAGAGGUGACACGCAUGAUGAUGAGCUACGGAGUCACCAAACUCGGGGUCAAAAAGUUUGAAGUGAAAAUUGGGCUGGACAACCAGGUCAGCGUCGCCAUGUUCAAGAAACUCCACUUCCAGGAGGUGUCUGUAUGUAAGGUGUUCAAAGAGGUGACCCUCGAGAUGAUGGUGGACGAGCCCGUGCGGGCGAGGCUGCUGGAUGACACCGCCGACAUGAAGGAGAGAGACUACAGACAGACCUGCAGCAACAGACAGGACCUGGUGUCACAGUGAAGGGCUGAGCUGCACUCGCACGUCCGAAAGACUUCCAGCAGAGAGAUCAUUCUGCACACAGCUGAGGGGAAGCUGAGCUGAAAUCUAGCGUGUGCUUUUAACUUUUUAGACAUUUACCCACAUCUGGAGAGGUGGGAAGUACAGUACAGGCCAAAAGUUUGGACACACCUUCUCAUUCAAUGUGUUUCUUUAUUUUCAUGACUAUUUACAUUGUAGAUUCUCACUGAAGGCAUCAAAACUAU